Molecule: messenger RNA, 390 nt
Organism: Psylliodes chrysocephalus
Lineage: Eukaryota; Metazoa; Arthropoda; Insecta; Coleoptera; Chrysomelidae
Source: the annotation of a GenBank genome assembly
AUGUCGCGUUUUGGAAACGAAAAUCAAGAGAAUAUUAGAAAAGAAGUCGAAAAGUUAGUGCCACAAAAUACAAAGAGGAGUAAAGAAAGUGUGUGGAGACAAUUUUUGCAGUUUUGUUUUGAGAAAUCUUAUGAUAUUAACAGUCCAUCUGUUUCGAUUGAAGCACUGAGUCAAAUAUUAGAAGACCAUGCAUUUAACAUGAAGAAAAAAAGCUUAUAUGAUUAUAAGGAGGGUGUUGUAAAAGUAAUGUGGAAUAGCACAGCAAAACAGUUAAAAGAGAUGUUUUUUAUUAAUUAUAAUAUUAAAUUUGACCCAUUUACCGAUCCCGAAUUUGCAUCUGCCAGAGUAGCGCGUGAUGCAAUGCGAAGAAAAUUGCAGAGGGACCCUUAA